Salvia splendens (bonfire salvia) is the source of this 617-nucleotide messenger RNA. RefSeq lists its product as uncharacterized. The transcript is spliced from 3 exons. Bases 72 to 506 code for a protein of 144 amino acids. NCBI's taxonomy places the organism in Eukaryota, Viridiplantae, Streptophyta, Magnoliopsida, Lamiales, Lamiaceae. The record is from RefSeq and is a predicted model, not a curated record.
CGCACCAAUUGACCUCGUAUAUUGUUUGCUUCAGUCGUAGUACUUAUUUGUUGCCUUUUUUUCAUGUCAGAAUGGCGUCGAGCGAUGGUGUUAGGGACGGCCAACGUGGUGGAGGCCAACGUGACAGACCUAGCCGGAAAUUCAAAAAGGGGGAUCAGACGCGUAGAUUGUGGAACCACCGCAAAGAAGAGAUCCUUGGGGUGACUUUGGUCGAACUUGUAGCCCUUGGGUGGAAAUCUGACAACGGUUUCCGUUCUAGGUAUCUCCAGAGGUGUGAGGAUAGUAUCAGACAAGAGUUUCCGACCACUGAUAUUAAGAGGACUCCAAAUAUCGUGUCGAAGAUCACGUCAUGGAAGAACAGCUACAGCUCCCUUCGCAACAUACUAGAGAGGUCCGGUGUUGGUUUUAGCGUCAAUGGAGACUACAAAAUUGACAUAGACGACGACCAAUGGGAGCAAGUUGUUCAGCGCGAUCCCAAAGCGAAGUUCAUGCGGAACAAGUCUUAGCCGUUAUGGGAGACGUGGAAGCUUAUUUUCGGCAAAGACCGCGCGACCGGCGGUGGUGCAGGGACAUUACCCGACGCCGCUAACCGGGUUCGCAUGGCUGCCGGCCGACAC